Symsagittifera roscoffensis is the source of this 3265-nucleotide messenger RNA. RefSeq names its product centriole and centriolar satellite protein ofd1-like. The coding region runs from base 14 to 3070 and encodes 1018 amino acids. Gene Ontology annotation, molecular function: protein binding. Gene Ontology annotation, cellular component: centrosome; ciliary basal body. Lineage: Eukaryota; Metazoa; Xenacoelomorpha; Acoela; Convolutidae. Gene Ontology annotation, biological process: epithelial cilium movement involved in determination of left/right asymmetry. The record is from RefSeq and is a predicted model, not a curated record. The transcript has 16 exons.
AAAUAGAUGUGAAAUGGACGAGGAAUCAUUCAGGAAGGAGCUUUACCACUCCUUCGCAGCCAAGGGACUGCCUGAUGUUCUCAAGCUUCACAUGCGGAAUUCAUUGGUGAAGAACCUGCAAAAGGGGACAUACGAGCAGAGAAAACCGAAGAAUGAUCUCUCGGCUACUCUAAGUCAGAAAAUAGCAGACAAACUUGUAUACAGACACUUGCAUAAGAGUCAAUACAAAUACACAUUAUCAUUGUUUGCACCAGAAGCUGCUCUUUCGGCGGCAGAUUUAUCCUCUAGCUUAGAAGAGAUUUUACAACUACUCAAUGUGCAUCCAGGUUCAAUUGCCUUCAGAAAAAUAAAAGAAGUGCUGGUCUCUGGUGGAGACGAUGGAAGUGAUCUGUGGGUAGUCAUCAAGUGUCUCCUUAUGUGCUUCGGGGCUGAUCCGGACUCAUCUGGGACACGCUCUGUGUCAAUCCAAACUGGAUCAUCAGUGUUUGACAAGAGUAGCGCCCUCACAUUCUCUGACAAGAUGCGUGCCAUCGACGAAGAGUUCGAGGAGCGUGAGAGGGCGAACGAGAGAAGUCUAGCAGAGAGACUGACGGAGAUGGGCAGACAGAUGGAGAUGAGGUAUGAAGAGAGAUUGAACGAGGAGAUGAGUAGAGUGAGGGAGAGAGAAGUGACUCAAGUGAGGCUGGAGUUGGAGGAGAGGAUGAGACAGCAGACGGCCACUAUCAAAGCACAGCUAGAGUGCAAAUACGAGGAACGUCUUCUAGCUCUGCAGAAGAGAGAGGAAGCUAAUCUAGAAAGUACUCGAGUGAAGACGCAGACGAUAGAGAAGGAAGCAUAUCAUAAGAGACAGUUUCUACUCGAACAAGUGGAGUCCAUUCGCAAAAGGGAGAUUGCACUCAAUAGACAGGCUGAUCUGCAGCAGAGAAACAUUUCUCUGAUGGAAGCCAAAGUGGCAGAAGCUGAGAAGGCACUGGAGAUGAGAGAGAGGGCAGUGCAACAACUGGAGACCCAUUAUGACACGAGACUGAGUCAAGGCGAGAAGAGGAUCCGAGAAGAGAUCAGAAGUGAGUAUGUGUCGAGAGUGUCGGCAGUGGAGCACGAGGAAGAGAGAUUGAAGAAACAGAAAGCGGAAAUAGAGGCAUCUGCUGAAAAGUUACGCAGACUCCACGAAAUUGAGUUGAAGAUGGAGCAUUUGAGAGUGGAGCUGGACAGUGCUCUGAGGCAGAAUGAACUCAACCAGGCCAGACUGGACGAGACGUCAGACUACCACAAAUUGCGCCAGGAGAACAUCUACCUCACCGAGGAGGUGGAGACUCUGAAGAGAAACUUGGACCAGGUGCUCACUGCCUCCACAAGACUCAACACCGAUCGAAAUCUGAUGUCCAAGGCCCUCUCAGAACAAGGACCCUCUCUGCUGGGAUCAUACGCCUCUGCCAGAAGACAAAAUGUGGCAGCCAGCUCUUCGCGAAUAGUACCACCACUCAACAUAGACCACGAAACUCAAAGGCAGCCAUUUUAUCCUUCUGUCGGAGAAAAUGUAGUGGACGCCCAUACAUCUGCCAUAGUGCGACAGAUGGCAACUGAAUUGGCACAGCUGAAAUUGCAGCUCAACACACAGCAGCAGCAAACGUCGAACAUACCGGCUAGUCAGGAUCCUGCAGCUCCUAUCACAGCAGUAAGAAAUACCCACAAUGACUCAACUAUUCUACACGAUGACCUCCCGGAUGUCUCAACAUCUUCCGGAGGAGACGAAGACUUUUUGACAGCACACCGGGUAGUGGCUGGCUACUCAACGAUGUUCCGAAAGCAGAAGGACGCGAUGUCUUUCGGAGGACUGCAGUUCCUAGCGGAUAGCAGAAGCACUAUGCAGAAUCUAGCAAAUGAAGCAGAUCACUUGGAAACCCGCUACAAGAGCUAUUCGGAGCGCAUAUCGAUGUUGGCACAAGAGACCUACAAAUUGCCAACGCUACAGCAGGAAAGACGACCAGCUCAGGAAAUCGGAGCAUCAACUACCACAAUACUAGCUGACAGAGGAGCAAACCAACCCUUGGUCAAUGCAAUUGCUGAAAAUGUGCCACAGAGUCGAGUAGCAAAUACUUCAGUGGCGAGUCACGACAUUUUUCCAGAACGCCAAGCAGAUGUCACCAAAGCACAUGCAUCUGAGGUCAUUUAUGAUAGCAAGCACGACAUUUUCGAUAUUGAUCAAGUCCUAAAGAGCGCUGAAGAUGAUUUAUAUCUAGAGAAACAAUCUAUUGCCGGACUGGGAAAGAAUGCACUGGCUGCUGCCAGAGUUGAGCAAAAUGAUCAGUUCAGUAUUGGACAUGAAAGUGAAAAGAAAGAUAACCUAGCCUCUGCGUUCAAAGCCACAUUGCAAGAUAUAAGUCAAAAUCAGUCGAAUCAAGAAGAUUCUGAUCGACUUCUUGCCAGAAGCUCUGAUGCUGGUCGUCAAGAUGUGCUUCGUGGUGAUGAUUCUUUUGAACUGCAAACUUCUCUGCCCGUUAAACCGAGUGACGGAUCAAAAACUGCUGAGAAAGAUUUAGCUGAAGUGGAAGAAGGCGUCGAGGAAGCAUUGGAAGAUAGCUACUCUGAUGAUCUGGAAGACGAUGAAUCUGAAAAUAACGAAGAAGACUUAGAUGUUAAGCCAGGCAUCAAUUUAGUGUCAAAUAAGAAUGUUCUAGAAAAUUCACAUGACGUGCAUGCUGGCGGAGACGUUCCAGGGCCUUCACUAGCGCCAGUAGUUGAUAUGAAUAAGUCACUGGAGUUGAAAGCUAAAGAGCCAGCACCUGAAGAUCAAAAACGAAUGUCAUUCAGAAAUGUCUUUGCGUAUUCGGAUUCAUUUCUAGACGAUGAUGAAGAAAACCAGCGAGAAAAGAGGAAAAAGAAAGAUGACAUAUUUUCUGACAGUGAUGACAACGCGGGUUCUAUUAAGCCAAUUGGUUCCAGGAACUUUCAAGAUUCAUUCGACGAUUUCGGAAUCGAAGACUAUGACGACCCUGUGCAAGUCGAAGCGCCUUCUUUCGAAAAACAAACUUCAGCUCCAUUAGACGAUGGAUCAGAAGAGUCUUUUUAGAGUUGUAAUCUACCUGACCGGUGAACAGAUUCAUUGUAUUAUAUUUGUAAAUAGUGUACAUAGUCGUUUUCGUUAAUGUGGAUUGAUAAAUUUGAAUGAGUUAAUCAAGAAUUACUAUUAUUGAAUACAAUUUUUGUUGAGCUUCAUUGUCCAAAUUGUUCAAAUCCUGAAAUCAGCGAAAUUUUCCUGGCUUGA